CGUGGUUGGUGGUGCCGCCUAGGUUCCUGCUCCUCCUUGCCACAGCCUCGAGUAGUCCGAACCGAUGGCUCGGACGGAAAACCAACCCCUUUACUUCUCCUUAAAACCCCAACCCAGUCGCCAAUCCCUUUGCAGUUUGUCGAAGAUAUUUCCAUAGAAAAGAUAGAAUAUGAGUACUAUGGCUGUGUCUCGUGGAGUGGUAGGAAGGUCGUCGUUGAAUCCGAAUGCCCCACUCUUUGUUCCGAUGCUGUUUCAGCAGGUUGAAGAUUUCUCCCCCGAAUGGUGGGAGUUGGUGCAGACGACUCCAUGGUUCCGUGAUCACUGGUUCCAUCAGUACCAGGAGCAAGAGAUGUUUGACGGCGAGGACUCAUUCGACUUUGGGUUGACUGAACUUCCUGAGGUGCUCGAUAUAGAUUUGGAUGGAGCCGGUUUCAGUGAACAUGUUGAGAUGGACAAGACUAUUUCUGGAGCUACGAAGAAGCACGAUAAGCACCUGUUACCCAAAGAGUUUGAGACUGAUACCUUGAAGGCAUUAAUGUUGAACCUGAGCUCUAAAUCUCCGAAAAACGGUGCAAGGCCUCUGUUGGUUCUGGACAAGCACCGCGAAAAGCCGGUGCAGUGCGUGAGCCCAAAGUUUGGCCCUCGCCGCAUCAUUCACCAGCCUCGCUGAGACUUGCUUUUUCCGGCGGAGUCUGUUGUCGAAGUGCUUGCUGUUGUACACAACUGUAUGGAUGUUGUUGCUGUUGUAGACUGUGUUGUAUGGCUUUGUUCCAUCUUUUGUGCUUGCUUAGUGUAUCACCAAGAAAACCACGAAAUGUAGGACUGUAAAAAGACAUGUGCAAUGUGAAUGUUAAGUUUCAGGAUUUA
Messenger RNA from Zingiber officinale, 867 nucleotides. Its product is annotated as protein EARLY RESPONSIVE TO DEHYDRATION 15-like. Bases 170 to 670 code for a protein of 166 amino acids. The record is from RefSeq and is a predicted model, not a curated record. NCBI's taxonomy places the organism in Eukaryota, Viridiplantae, Streptophyta, Magnoliopsida, Zingiberales, Zingiberaceae. The transcript has 3 exons.